UAAGAAUGAAUAGUGCUACCACCGCACCACAACCUAGUAGGUUCUUAUAACUAACAACUCCAUCAUCAACCAAACCAAAAUAAGGCCAAAAAAAUGGCAAAGUCCAUAGACUCAAAGCUCCAUAUAGUCAUGUUCCCAUGGCUAGCUUUUGGCCAUAUAAUCCCAUUUCUCAACCUCUCGAAUUCACUAGCUAAAAAAGGUCACAAAAUCACAUUCUUAUUACCCAAGAACACACAAAUCCAACUUCCAAAUCUUAAUCAAUAUUCCAAUCUCAUCAACUUUCACAAACUCACAAUCCCUCAUGUACAUGGACUUCCAUAUGGAGCUGAAACAACAGCUGAUGUUCCAACAUCUUUGGAAAGUUUACUAGCAAUAGCUAUGGAUGAGUUGUAUGAUGAAAUUAAAUGUUUUCUUGAAAAUCUAAGACCCCAUUUUGUUUUCUUUGAUUUUGCUUAUUGGAUUACUGAUAUAGCAUUAGAAAUUGGAGGUAUCAAGACUUUGUGUUAUAAAGUUGUUUGUCCCGCUACAACUGCUAUUUCUUUGAUUAGAUCACCUGAUAAGAGUACUUUUAUGCAAUCAACUGCAGCUGAAAAAGUUAAGCCACCACCAGGUUACCCUUCUACUACUGUGGUGUUGCAUGAACACGAAGCUAAGUUGUUAUCCUUUCUAUUUCAAGAAUAUGGCAAGGGGGUGACAAUUUACGAGCGAUUGAAGAAGGGAAUGGCAAUGUGCGAUGCAAUAGUUAUGAAAACAUGCCGCGAGAUUGAAGGAACAUUUGGCGACUACAUAGAAACACAGUUUAAAAAGCCGGUCCUUUAUACAGGACCUGUUCUUCCUGAGCCUGAAAAGGAGUCUUUAGAAGAACAUGAACUAUCGAAUUGGCUAGAGAAAUUCGAGCCAGGAUCAGUAGUUUUCUGUGCAUUUGGAAGCCAAUUGAUUCUUGAAAAAAAGCAGUUUCAGGAACUUGUUUUAGGCCUUGAAUUGGCAAAGUUACCGUUUCUAUUGGCUGUUAAGCCACCUGAAGGGACAAAUUCAGUAGAAGAAGCCUUGCCGGAAGGGUUCAAAGAAAGGGUUCAAGAAAAGGGAUUGAUUCUUGAUCGUUGGGUGCCACAAUUGAAGAUUUUAAGGCACAAAUCAGUUGGUUGUUUUGUGAGUCACUGUGGGUAUGGAUCAAUGUGGGAAUCUUUAGCACUGUGCGAUUGUCAACUAGUACUAUUGCCAAGUACUAGUGAACAAACUUUAAAUGCUAGGUUGAUGGAACAAGAACUUAAGGUUGGUGUUGAAGUAGAGAAAGAUGAAAAUGGUUGGUUUUCAAAGGAGAAUUUGUCCAAGGCUGUGAAAUGUGUCAUGGAUAAAGAUAGCCAAAUUGGUUGUUUUGUGAAAGAGAAUCAUAGAAAAUGGAAGGAAGUUCUUUCAAGUCCUGGCUUCAGGAGUAACUACAUCGAUAAUUUUAUUCAGAACUUGCAUGAACUUCUUGAAUAGAGCAGUGGUGGCUACCAUUGAAGUCACGCGAGUUCAGAUCGUGUAUUUGUGUUAAGAAAUCCAUAAUAUGUAUAAAUAACGUAUCAUGAACCAGUUGUUGCCUUGUCCUAAAAUUCGAAUUCCAUAAACUUAAAAACUUGCAUUCACCUCAGAUCUGAUCUCUGCUAAAUGUAAGGCAGAUAUUUGAACUCUUAGUAAUACUCCAUUUUCUGCA
Molecule: messenger RNA, 1696 nt
Organism: Capsicum annuum
Lineage: Eukaryota; Viridiplantae; Streptophyta; Magnoliopsida; Solanales; Solanaceae
Product: UDP-glycosyltransferase 79B6
Exons: 2
Coding region: 94-1482 (462 amino acids)
Molecular function (GO): UDP-glycosyltransferase activity
Source: RefSeq, a predicted model, not a curated record